AGCACAGAGAGAGAGAGAGAGAAAGCAGGAGAAAAAGUGAAAAGAGAUGAAAAAGAAAGAGUGAGAGACAGGUGUAAAGAGAGCCUGUGAGAGUCAAAAGAAAAGAAACACAUAAAUAGAAAGAGUCACAAGGUAGGAAGGAGGGGAAGGAGAGGUGAGAAAGAGUGAGCGAGUAACAGAAGCAGAAAGCAUGUGGAGCGCAGACAGAGGAGCGGAGAGAACGAGAGCGCUCUCUCACCCCGUCUUCGCAGACAGCAGCUAAUGAACUAAGAGAGCGAGAGACGGUAGUAUAUAACUAGAGAUCCGCUACCUGAGGAAACUUUCUGACACCUGCAAGAACGUCAGAGAACAUCGAGAAAAUAAAAGAGCGAGGCUGGAUGCUGGGACAUAAAUGGGAGACUGACAGGACACUCUUUUGACCUCUGCGCUGACACCUUUUAAGAUGGAAAGACGCUUUAAUGGAUUUCCAACGAUUUCCUGUGGCGGUUUCCUUCUGUCACUUUUGAGUGGCAAGCUUCAGCUCUAUCAGAUCGCAUGAACGAAGCGCUAACUCUUUCAACAUGGCUGCUGUUGACGCAAAGAGUCAACUUUAUCCCACACACUUCCAAAAUGUGAUUACAACACUCUCAGGCGCCAACGUACUCUACAAACACCAAAAAUCCUGUCUGAUCGUGACAGUUCCAAGAUGUUAAAUCAGGGUUGGCAGCUGAACUUCAGGGCACCAUGGUCAAUGUGACGCCCAGUAUAGACCCAGAGGCGGCCGACGAGAGGUACAACUACCUCGCGUUGAUAUGCGGCGUGCCUCUCAUCCUCAUCAUCAUCCUGGGGAACAUCCUGGUUUGCCUCAGUGUGUUGACCGAACGCUCCCUCAAAACCGCAACUAACUACUUCAUCGUCAGUCUCGCCGUGGCUGACCUCCUGCUGGCCGUGCUGGUUCUCCCGCUCUACGUCUACUCUGAGUUCCUGGGAGGCAUGUGGACCCUGAGUAUGUACAUCUGUGAUGCCCUAAUGACUAUGGACGUGAUGCUCUGCACUGCCUCCAUUUUGAAUCUAUGUGCAAUUAGUGUGGACAGGUACAUUGCAGUGGUAGUCCCUCUGAAGUACAACAGGAACCAGUUUAGUGUUCGUCAGCUGGCGUUGAUCACAGCCACCUGGGUGCUUUCCCUGGGUGUAGCCAGUCCUGUCAUAUUCGGCUUGAACCAGGUGCCCAACAGGAACCCUCAUGUGUGUAAACUGGAGGACAACCAAUUUGUUGUCUACUCCUCCAUCUGCUCCUUCUUUGUCCCCUGUCCUGUCAUGCUUCUCCUGUACUACUGGAUGUUCAGGGGACUAAAGCGAUGGAGCUCUGGCCGUAGCCGGUCGCACCUCCACCGGCCACCCAGAGGCCGUAGGAGCCUGUCUUUGCGACUAGGAGCAGCUCUGCAUAAGGAGAAGGGACAGGCGAGGGAAAAGGUGGUGUACCUCAUGCCUGCAGGUCUCAGUCCGACAUCUCUCUCCGCUACCCCGACUACUCCAGUUUCCCCAGCCAGCCCGGUUACUCUUACCACAGACGAGCAGGCAGAAGGUCAAACGCCGGCAGCAGAGAGUGACCCCAUGACCACCCAGAUGGACAGUGUAUCGGAUGCAGAGAACCCUGAGCGGGCCACUGAGGAUGAGAGUGGCCGGGAGAACGGUGUGGGGAAGAACCAUCGGUCUCAUGCGGGACGCCGCCACAGCAAGAGCAACAGGGUGAGCGGACGGGAGCGGAAGGCGAUGAAGGUGCUGCCCGUGGUUGUGGGUGUGUUUCUGGCCUGCUGGACUCCUUUCUUCGUAGUCCAUGUGACUAAGGCGCUGUGCGAGUCAUGUGACAUCGGGCCGACGCUGAUCAGCGUGGUCACUUGGCUUGGUUACGUGAACAGUGCCGUCAACCCUAUCAUCUACACUGCCUUCAAUGUGGAGUUCAGGAACGUCUUUCAUAAACUGCUUUGCUGUCGCUCCUGAGGCCAAACGCUUUUUUUAGCACAAGUCUAAAUUCAUGAUGAAUCGCUAAAUAAUUCAAACAAUAAUGAUUAAACAAACACCUGGAAGAUCUGAGCACACAAUGGUCUCCAAGCGAAGGAAUGAUUUAAAGAAAUUAAACAUUACAAAACAACGGAUUACCUAAAGGAAUGAAUGAACAUAGACAGCGCCGUGGAAUGUACCAUUGAGAAAAAUUUCUGAUGCCUUAGUUAACCGAACAUUUUCUUGUAAAAUUGCUUGAACACUACAGUAGAUAACAGAAUACUGUUGAUUUCAUAGCCCAGAGGCAUAAAAUAUGUGAAAACGUCCACAUUGAAGAUAACAGUCGUCUGUGUUUGAUAUGUGAUUGGUAUCAGUGUUGAUUUGAUUUUUUUUUUAAGUGUUGAUUAGAUAUGCAGAGUGCACAGGCAGCUUUUUCAUGGUUGAAACAAAAAGCAAGUUGACACAUUUAGAUCACAAGCUGUGUUUGGAAUGGCAUACUAACAUACUACAUACUGAGCAGUAUUUGUCAGUAUGAUGCCAAAAAAUUGUUUUUAUGCAACGUGGAAUGCUAAACAUAUUUAAACAGUUGCAGAACUUGACACGUACAAUUCAGUUAUCAUCUCGUAUGUGGUUACUGUGCACUUUUACUAUGUGUUCAUGUAUUCUAAGCUGAGAAAUUUGCAUACUUCACACAGUAUGCACAUUAUAUACUAGAAUACUGCUAUACUAUAUUUUAGAAACAUGUUGUCUUCUACAAGUAUAGUAGUAUGCUUAUGCUAUUCUAAACACAGCCAUUGAUUUGUAAAAGGAAUUAAAACUUGUAUGGCUUAAUAUAACAUAAAUUAUUUGUUUUAUUGAAAUAUGUAGUAGAAAACCCAUUAAAGAUGUACAUUUUUUUUGGACUACGGGGCAUCGUUAUUUCGAUUACAUAAAAUGGUUGCGCUUGGUAAACUAUGGCGCUACCUGUUGCUAUUUCAACUCACAUUGUGUGGCUUUUGGUUAUAAUUUUCGGUGAAAGGGCAACAAGAGAAGCGAUGUAAGUCUUCACAGAAGAGGAGAAAAGAAUGGGAAGAUGCCUGUGGACAAAUUGAACUUACUAAAGACCCACGUCUUUGUUCUUUCCACUUCAGUCCUGAUGCCUUUGAGACUUUUAGUAGACCACAGCUACUGAAAGAGCUAACAAACGGCAGAGACAAGAAACGCUAGAUGCCACCCUGACGGGAUAUUCUUAGUGUGGAUUUCACUUGAUAUCCCGGGGCAUUUAGACUCCUUGUGGGAAAAAAUCAAUGGUACAGCAUUUGGUUUAAGCCUACGCUUAUAUCCGUUGUCACUUGUAAGCUUUUUCAGUAGCUGUGGUCAUCGUAUCAGUAUUUUACUUUCCGAGUUGUGUUGUGGUAAAAAUAGCAACAGAUAGCGCCAGUCGCUCACAGAGUGUAACCAUUUCACGCCUUCGAAAUAAUGGCGCCCCCUAUAGUCCAAAAUAUGACUAAAACAAUGUGAAUUUUUUAUAUAACGUAAAUCUUUCAUGGGUUUUCUACUACAUAUUUCAGUAAGAGACAUCAUUUACAUUAUAUUAAGCCACACAAGUCAAUACGCGGGGUUCCCUUUAAAGGUGCACGUGGUGAGAUUGUUUAUUACUAAUUUUUUCCCUGUAAAACCACGUAAACACAGUUAGGAAAAGAAUGGCCCUUUAAUCAGAAAUGAACGUCUCAUUUUCUUACGUCACGUUAGUUAGAACAAACAAUGUUAAGAAGUUAAUUCUAUGGCUUCAAACAAAGAGGAAAAUGUGCCAGUUCUUGGGGAUGUAUAUACAGUUGCCAAAAUCAUUGGAUGCCUUUCUCUGCCCUAGUAUACACAGGCUGCCAAUUCAGCUUUGUUGCAAGUGUGAUUCACAAAAUGUGUACUGUAGAUGUGCUCAGCGGUGACUGAUAGCACUGGGGAUUGUGGGUAUUAUCUGGGGUGGAUUAUAGUAACUGUGCUUCUCAGAAUCAGUGUUGUAAAGAGACUUGUGGAAUGAGUAUUGCUGUUCUUGUACAGGAUCAUCAGUGCAUCUGUCACUUUAUGGAGAUGUGUAUGUGCUUUCCUGCUUAAAUUGUACAAAUACUAUGUGUAUACAUGCAGAGGGAUUCAUAAGUCUGAGACCACUCUGACAAUAUGAGAUUGAAAAUCAAAUUUUUAUGAUUUGUGAAAUUCAUCUUUUACGUUGGUGAUAUAAUUUGUAAAGAAAUUAUAAAUAAUAAAUAAAUAAAAUAAAUAAAUAACACCAAUAGAAAAUUGCCAAAUGGAAGACUUUUCAUUAGUGGUCUCAUACUUUUGGAACUCACUGGAUUCAAAUAUAUAUACACUACAGUUUAAAAGUUUGGGGACAGUAAUGAUUAUUCUUGAUACUUUUAUUCAGCAAGGGCACAUUAAAUUCAAAAGUGACAGUAAAGACAUUUCUAAAGUUACAGUAGUACGGUCUUUGGAACGUUUGAUUCAUCAUAGAAUACUUAAAAAAAGUAUAGCCUAAUAGUUUUCAAAGAAAAUAUUAAGCACCACAACUGUUUUGAACAUUUUAAUACCAAAUGUUUCUUGAGCAUCAAAUCGGCAUGAUUUCCAGAGAAUCAUAUGAUGUUGAAGUAAUUGCUGCUGAAAAUUCAACUAUUUUUUUUAAUCAAAUCAAUCCAGACAUCUUUCAGAAACAUUUCGGAAUUUUACAAAUUUCAUACUGACCACAAAGUUUUGAACAGUAGUGUAUAUAUGCAACCAUUCAGAGUUCUUCAUAAUAAAUGUAAAUUUCAUUCAUAGGGCAGGAUUUUAAAUUGCAACCACAGACCAAGUGAUAAAAUAAAUUUUUUUGUUUUAA
This is a messenger RNA of Labeo rohita (rohu), 4825 nucleotides long. It is a transcript of the gene drd4-rs, whose product is annotated as dopamine receptor D4 related sequence. Gene Ontology annotation, molecular function: dopamine neurotransmitter receptor activity, coupled via Gi/Go; G protein-coupled receptor activity. The transcript has 6 exons. NCBI's taxonomy places the organism in Eukaryota, Metazoa, Chordata, Actinopteri, Cypriniformes, Cyprinidae. The coding region runs from base 724 to 1980 and encodes 418 amino acids. Gene Ontology annotation, biological process: adenylate cyclase-inhibiting dopamine receptor signaling pathway; adenylate cyclase-activating adrenergic receptor signaling pathway. Gene Ontology annotation, cellular component: plasma membrane. The record is from RefSeq and is a predicted model, not a curated record.